Nematostella vectensis (starlet sea anemone) is the source of this 2906-nucleotide messenger RNA. Its product is annotated as cystathionine beta-synthase-like protein. Gene Ontology annotation, molecular function: cysteine synthase activity; cystathionine beta-synthase activity. The transcript is spliced from 17 exons. The record is from RefSeq and is a predicted model, not a curated record. Gene Ontology annotation, cellular component: cytoplasm. Lineage: Eukaryota; Metazoa; Cnidaria; Anthozoa; Actiniaria; Edwardsiidae. Bases 92 to 1708 code for a protein of 538 amino acids.
AGAUUCUUCGUGCAUAACAAAAUUUUGCCUAAUUUUCCGAAUUGUUUGGACGAACAAAACACACUCGUAAAACAAACCUCCGUACACAACUAUGUCAGAAAUGUCAAAGUGUCCAGUAAAUGCUGUAAGAAACCUGGACCUUACUGAUUUAAAGGGAAAGGAGCGAAAGUGGAUCCGCCCGGAUCUGAAAUCAAAAUGUACGUGGCAUUUGGGAGCGAAUUUGGCUGACUCACCACAUCACCACGAGAAAGCGAGGGUGCCAUCAAGCAAGAUUAUGCCAAAUAUUCUUCAAAAGAUCGGCGAUACUCCGCUAGUUCGAAUCAACAACAUUGGCAAGACGUACGGGUUGAAAUGUGAAUUGCUUGCUAAGUGUGAGUUCUUCAAUGCUGGCGGAUCUGUUAAGGACCGUAUUGGGCUGCGCAUGAUAGAAGAGGCGGAGAGAGAAGGUCGCUUAAAGCCGGGCGACACCCUGAUUGAGCCCACCUCUGGAAACACAGGCAUUGGCUUGGCACUUGCCGCUGCUGUGAAAGGAUAUCGCUGUAUUAUUGUCAUGCCAGAGAAGAUGAGUAAUGAAAAGGUGGAUGUUCUUAGAGCACUUGGGGCAGAAAUUGUGCGUACCCCAACUGAGGCCAAGUUUGACUCCCCAGAGUCACACAUUGGAGUUGCCCAGAGGCUGAAUGCAGAGAUUGCUAAUUCACACAUUUUGGACCAGUACCGUAACCCUGGCAACCCUCUUGCGCAUUAUGACUCCACUGCCGAUGAGAUCUUGCAACAGUGUGAUGGAAAAGUUGACAUGGUGGUCUUGGGUGCUGGAACAGGAGGGACCAUCACUGGCAUUGCCAGGAAACUGAAGGAAAAGUGUCCAGGGGUUACGAUUGUUGGUGUAGACCCCAAAGGAUCCAUCUUGGCAGAGCCAGAAUCUCUUAAUGAGUCUGAUGUUUCUAUGUACCAUGUUGAAGGAAUCGGUUAUGAUUUCGUCCCAACUGUUCUUGACCGCUCUGUGGUGGACAAAUGGUACAAGUCUGAAGACAAGACAUCCUUCACUAUGUCUCGCAGGCUUAUUAGGGAGGAAGGAUUGUUGUGUGGAGGGUCUAGCGGAAGUGCUAUGGUUGCUGCUGUAGAAGCUGCCAAGAGUCUCAAUGAGGGCCAAAGAUGUGUGGUGAUCCUGCCUGACUCUGUCAGGAACUACAUGACUAAGUUUCUGAGUGAUGACUGGAUGACAGAGAAAGGUUUUGUUGAACCAAACACCAACGGCUUUGACAGCAAGCUUUGGUGGUGGAAGAAACAAUUACAUGCUCUUAACCCACCAACACCACUAUCUGUCCUACCAUCCAUCAGUUGCCAGCACUGCAUUGACAUCAUGAGCAGGGAAGGAUAUGAUCAACUUCCUGUGGUCAAUGAAGCUGGUGGUGUGCUUGGCAUGCUUACGCUUGGCAACAUCAUGUCACACAUCAUUGCUGGAAGAAUGAAGCCUUCAGACAGUGUUUCUAAGUGCAUCUACAAGAACUUCAAGAAGGUUACCUUGGAGACGAACCUGGGGACCCUGUCGCGCAUCCUGGAUCAUGACCAUUAUGCCCUGGUGGUUCACAGUCAACGUGUUUACAUAGCACCGGACAAGGUGACCGAGAAGGAGAUGGUAUUCGGUAUCGUCACCAGGGUGGAUCUGUUGAACUACAUCACCCGAUCAGAGGCCAUCUCACCUCAUUAGAACCCUCCGUUCUCUCCGUUGUCCUCAGUACACCUAUCCCUGGCGAUGUAGAAUAUCGUUCCCGCACAUCCACUCUUAAGGACAACACAAAGAAGACCCCAAAAAACAGUCGUAGUAAAGCUGCACCGUAGAAGAAAGUUAUACCAUAUUAAUAGCAUUAUGCCGUUAUGAACCAACGGCAUAGGCAAGGGUAGAAGUAGAAACUAAUAAUAUUGAACACCGACCAUCUAAUUGCACCCACUUAGUUUCUUACCAUUUAAAGCAAAGCACGUGAUUAUUGGAAUGAAAGCACGUGAUUCUGAGAAUCAAGCAAGUGAUUCUUGGAAUGAAAGCACACGAUUCUUGAAAUGAAAGCAUGUGAUUCUUGGAAUGAAAGCACGUGAUUCUUGGAAUGGAAGCACGUGAUUCUUGGAAUGGAAGCACGUGAUUCUUGGAAUGAAAGCACGUGAUUCUUAGAAUGAAAGCACAUGAUUCUUGAAAUGAAAGCAUGUGAUUCUUGGAAUGAAAGCAUGUGAUUCUUAGAAUGAAAGCACAUGAUUCUUGGAAUGAAAGCACGUGACUUGUGAAUGAAAACACAUGAUUCUUGGAAUGAUAGCACGUCAUUCUUGGAAUGAAAGCACGUGAUUCUGGAAAUGAAAGCACGUGAUUCUGGGAAAGGAUUAAAGUCAUGGUACAUUUAUUUUUAUUUAUUUUCAUAGUUUUAGAGCCGCAAGAAAGUAGUUCUUGAGGCACAAGUCAUUGGGGGUGCUCUAGUUUGACAUGUCACUCGUGUGCUUACAUGUACUUUCCAAAGACCGGUACAAUAAACGGAAGUAGUUGAACGUUUAUAGUCAGGCACGACAAAGGGAAUUAAAGUAGUGUGCAAAGUAAACCCAUAAGAGGCUUGGAGCCUCUUGUAGAGGCUUACCAAGAGUAAGACAAUGACCAAUAGAACUUGUAAAUGUGACGAAAGCUCAACAAAAAGUCUUUUUAACAAUUUUACUUAAUGUUUAAUUUAUUAUUUAAAAAAACAGGCUAACUUUACUAUAUAAAAUGAAAAAGAGAGCAGAGAAUCACUCAUUUUAGACGAAGUAGUUCACCUUUACGGAUGUCUCCGUAAAAUGCACGAGACGAUAAUGAAUGAUUUAUCCAAAAACUAGCCAGUUAGUUUACAAUCGUGUCUUUGAACAACCAUUGAAUAAAAUUAAAUCAAUAACAA